Molecule: messenger RNA, 934 nt
Organism: Leptidea sinapis
Lineage: Eukaryota; Metazoa; Arthropoda; Insecta; Lepidoptera; Pieridae
Gene: kune
Exons: 3
Coding region: 99-779 (226 amino acids)
Biological process (GO): septate junction assembly; regulation of tube size, open tracheal system
Cellular component (GO): septate junction; membrane
Source: RefSeq, a predicted model, not a curated record
ACAAAAAUAAAGACUACACCCAAAUUGAUAUUUGUUAUUAAAUAUAAUAUAUUUACUACAGUUAUUUGUGGAUAAUUGCAAAAUAGCUUUGAAUAAAAAUGAGAUCAAAAUCCAAGACUGGACUAUUUGCGUUGGGUUUUUAUGUGUUUGCUUCAAUUUUUAUUCUAGUUGCAUUUGUUAGCCCAUAUUGGCUGGUUACCGACGGAAAACUAAAGGACCCAAAAUUUAUUAAAAUUGGUCUUUGGGAAGUAUGUUUUAACGGUUUUGAAGAAGUACAUCACUGGUAUGACACUGUAUUUAAUACUUGUUGGUGGAUAUUUGAAGAGGAGUACUACAUAAUACAUGAUGUUCUUUUGCCUGGAUUCUUUAUAGCAACUCAGUUCUUUUUUACAAUCACAAUGUGCUGUAUUAUAAUUUCAUCAUUCUUGUCAUAUCAGUUUUUAAAAAGGGAGGAAGAUGAUGAAAAUUAUGUCACUCUUUUAUUGACUUUUGGAACAAUUCUCGUAAUUGGUGGUUUUUCAGGUUUGAUAUCUGUAAUAAUAUUUGGGGCCCGAGGAGAUGGAAGAGAUUGGAUGCCUCAUUGGGAACACAAUGAUCUCGGUUGGGCCUUUGCUCUUGGCGUGAUUGGUGUAUUUUUCUUAUUCCCUGCAGGAAUACUAUUUUUAGUAGAAGCGAGAGUCAGAAAGUACAAAAGAUUACAUGAAAUGCAAAGCAGGGAGCCGUCAUCCUACGGCAUGCGCGAAAGGAAAGUUGCAUUUCCUGGUCACACUGAUAUUUAAGCUAGCUUCAACAUGUUCUCAUGAUUGUAAAUUGAAUCUCUGUCCAACAUACUACCAUUCCGUCCUUAAAUAUGACUGGUUUUUACUUUUUUUGUAUUAAAUGCGUUUAUUAGUUUAAGUAAGCAUAAGUUGAAUAAUAAAAUGAGCAUAUAAAA